Messenger RNA from Anneissia japonica, 1839 nucleotides. RefSeq names its product omega-scoloptoxin(05)-Ssm1a-like. The transcript is spliced from 3 exons. Lineage: Eukaryota; Metazoa; Echinodermata; Crinoidea; Comatulida; Comatulidae. The record is from RefSeq and is a predicted model, not a curated record. Bases 112 to 486 code for a protein of 124 amino acids.
AUAAAUAUUGUCUUUUAGAGGCUGUUCAAAUAUAGUUUAGAGCUCACACUCGAAACAACAUUUUUGAGUAUCGCAUUCAUAAGACGUGUUACCCGGUUCCAAAAUACAAAAAUGAAAGCGCAAAUCAGGACUUUGAUUGUAAUUCUCGCAAUUUCAGCUUCGGGAGCUUUCCUAUGCUACGAUUGCUCGUACCCGACUACUGAUAACUGCAAAAAUUCUGAAAUAGAAUCAAGUAGUGGGCUAACCACCAAUUGCUCUACGUAUUGCAAGAAAGAGGAAGGAUACCUUCUUGGUACUCUUGUCUCUCUUACGCGAAGUUGUUCGAGUACGUGCACUGAGUCAGACGCGUGCGAAGACAAUGCCAAUACCGGCACGUGCACAUAUUGCUGUAAAUCCGAUGAAUGCAACGCAUCAAGUCACGUCACCGGGACCAUUUUUGUCACAGUUAUCAGCUGGUGCGCAGCCUUCGUGUUCCAGAUAAAAUAAGCCAUAGGCCUAUGCCUCCUGUGUCUGAAGUUGAACAUGCAAAUCGAUUUUCUCUGAUGUGUGUGUGUAUGUAGUUUAGUACAACAUAAACAAUUUUACAUUUGCAGCCCGGGAUGGUGUGUCCGGUGGUGAAUAGUUUUAAUUUCUUAUAUUAUUUAUUAUCAUUAAGUUUUUUACUCGUAGCCGAUACUUGAAAUGCUAUUUAUUAAAAAAAUAGUUUUUGUUUACAAAGAAUGCUGAAUACUGCCGUGUCGAUUUUGUAAUCGUAGAUUAGUAAAUAUAGAUAUAAUAGUCUGACGUCAUCAUUUACAUUAAAGGGGGUGUCAAUCAAACUAAACAACUGACCAUUCAGAAUUAAACAUAACAACCAGUAAAAUGUGCAGGUGCCGCAAGACCCAAGUAGUGUUUACUUAUGUUUACAAUGCCAUUUUGUGGGACCUUAGCAACAAGAUCCAAGGGGCGGGGCUUAUCAGAAAGGUCUAUUACUGUAUCCAUAUUUGGAAUUCUGUGGUUGGCUUUGAUGCAACAGUGUCAUGUAAUUCUUCUAACUGUGAAUGUUAUAAUGAAGGCACGACAAUUAACCGCACAUAAUGCCAGAAAGAAAGCAAAUGCUUUUAUGUGUGUUUAGCCAAGAAAACACGACAACAACACGAGUGAUGACGUAUAAUCAAGCUCAUGUCUAUGAUACAAUACUUUCGAUUUUACAUUGUAUAGUGUAGUAAUACAUUAGGGCAAAUUUAAUUGUAGUUGCAUUUAUAUAACAUAACCUGCACACUAACGAUAUUUUAUGUCGGAUCAUUAAUGAAUAAUAACUAAUAAAUAAAUUGUAAUUAUUAAACUCAGAUUUAUAAAUAGGCCUAAUCGCCAACUGUCACUUACUUCUUUGAAUGCAGUAAAUUAUGUUUUUCUUUUUCCCUCUUUUCGUUUUGAUUAUAAUUUGAUUAAUAUAUAAAUAUAAAAACAUGUUUGUGUUAUGUUAGUGUACAUACGCAUGUAUGUAAUGUAUGUGAAUUUAUUAUAUAGGCCUCUAUAUACAUAUACAUAUAUUAUAUAUGUUUUAGUUUUUAUUAUUAUUAUUUUAUUAUUAUUAUUAUUAUUAUUAUUAUUAUUAUUGUCUACUAAUACAAACACUACUAUUAUUGCUAUAUAUUAGUAUUUUAUCAAAUGUGGGACAACGAUCGUCCUAAUUUUUUACUAGGACAUAUCCAAAAAAAAUCAGGCGCUGUAGUUAGUUUUCUCUCUGUACUAAAUUGGGUUUGGUUUUGGUGUGUUGAAUGCGGAGAAUUAAUCGGGGGUGAGGGAGGACGAUUUAAAUGGAUAAAUAAAUAAUACGGUAGUAUAUAAAGAUUCAAA